Fusarium keratoplasticum is the source of this 1146-nucleotide messenger RNA. RefSeq lists its product as uncharacterized. The record is from RefSeq and is a predicted model, not a curated record. NCBI's taxonomy places the organism in Eukaryota, Fungi, Ascomycota, Sordariomycetes, Hypocreales, Nectriaceae. Bases 1 to 1146 code for a protein of 381 amino acids. The transcript has 6 exons.
AUGAGCGGAAUAGCAGGAGACCGCCGGAUAUAUGACCUCAACAUUGCCCUCAUCGUACUCACGACAGUCAUUGUGGCUAUGCGUCUCUAUUCCCGUGGCGUAUUAGUUCGAGCACUCGGCCUCGACGAUCUACUAGCCUGUUUUGCAUACGUGCUAGCUGUCGCUCUAUCAGGGCUGGAGAUUCGUUCCGCCUUCGCCGGCGCCGGGACGGACAUGACGUUUCUGACGACCGAGCAACGCAUCAAAUUGUUUUCGCUGCGGCCUGCAAUUCUUCUCAUCUUCUUUGCUGGCACCUGCUUCAUGAGGUUAUCCAUCCUGGCCUUCCUGCCACGGCUGAAUAAAUCACGAACAUACAUCCGUUGCAUAUGGGUAACCGGAUUUGUCAUUGUCGCCAUCUCUAUUAUUGCGAUCAUAUGGCUUCUUACUCAAUGUAGCUCCGUGCAGGAUGUCUUUGACGCCGGAAAGCCCGACAGAAAGUGCAGGCCCAUGAGCCAGGAGGGUGACAUGGUCUGGGCUCACAGCAUCGUUGGGGUGUUCACCGACAUGGCCCUGUUCAUUCUGCCCAUUUGGAUUAUCUGCAGAAAUCUUAUAAGGGUGACUGUUCAUACUGCAAAGGUCUUUCUCGUCUUUGCGGUUGGUCUAUUUGCUAUUAUCACGGGCAUCCUUCGAUUUGCUAUCACCGUCACCGCCAACUUUGAGGUGAAUACUUCCCUUAAAAUGGCUCGUGUCAGCUCCUGGACCGCCUUGGAGGUGCAUGUAGGCAUCUGGUGUGGCUGCUUCGCUGGACUUCAACCUCUAGUACGACUGAUUUCGUACAAGCUCAAGCUCCGCAGUCGGCUCGGCAGUACCAAGACGCCACCGGCAUCUCACACUCGACACAAUGGCCCGGGAAUCAUGCUAAACGACCGUGACUUGCCUGGGUUCGGCGGAUCCCUCAAGACUGCUCGAGUGUCGAAUACGGAGACAGAUGCAGCCAGCAGCAGGGACAUGCUGAGCGACAGGAGAUCGUCCGGGCAAGAGGUAGAGCUUGCCGACGUGGACAGUACCGGUCGUAUUUUGAGACAGACGUACGUGGAUGUUAGAGUGGAGGAAGGUCUCCCAGUCACGGAUCGCCAAGAAGUCAGACACACCUGGGAUGCCUUUUAG